Molecule: messenger RNA, 1419 nt
Organism: Exophiala spinifera
Lineage: Eukaryota; Fungi; Ascomycota; Eurotiomycetes; Chaetothyriales; Herpotrichiellaceae
Product: dihydropteroate synthase
Exons: 2
Coding region: 1-1419 (472 amino acids)
Biological process (GO): tetrahydrofolate biosynthetic process
Cellular component (GO): mitochondrial envelope
Molecular function (GO): 2-amino-4-hydroxy-6-hydroxymethyldihydropteridine diphosphokinase activity; dihydropteroate synthase activity
Source: RefSeq, a predicted model, not a curated record
AUGAAGCGGACACAGUCGCCUACCAGGGCUCUGAACAGAGCAGCAGUCGCCUUUGGUAGUAACAUGGGCGACCGGGUCGCAAACAUCGAAGCUGCUCUGGCCGAGAUGAAGCAAAGGGGCCUAAGUGUCGUCAAGACGAGCUCUUUAUACGAGACCAAGCCGAUGUACUAUGAUGACCAAGAUCCAUUCUUCAACGGCGUCUGUCAGAUCGAGACAUCUCUCGAGCCGAUACCAUUGUUGGACGUUCUGCAGAGCAUCGAAAACGAUCUAGGUAGAAAACGAAUUAUCGACAAGGGGCCCAGGACGAUUGAUCUUGAUAUCAUACUCUACAACUCCGAACGCAUCAAACACCCCCGACUUGAAGUCCCUCAUAAAUCGAUGCUGGAGAGAGAGUUUGUUCUGAGGCCGCUAGCCGAUAUUCUUCCGGAGGAACACGUGCCGCCUAGCUUUUCUUCCAGAGGUAGUAGCAGCACGAUCGCGCAGCAUCUUAGUUCUCUAGCGACAAAGGACAAGACGAUGUCUCCAGUCACUGUGCUCAAUUCCCGAAUGCCGUUACUUCGCACUCAUGACCCAAGCCGCAAAACCCAUAUCAUGGCCAUCCUAAACCUCACCCCAGAUUCUUUCUCAGAUGGUGGGGUACAUAGUCCCAAGGAUCGGGACUCUAUCAAGUCGACAGUCAAGAGAUUCAUUGCUGCGGGAGUCCAGAUCAUCGAUAUCGGAGGACAAAGCACACGGCCAAAUGCAGACUUUCUCAGCGCCGAAGAAGAGCUUAGCCGAGUUCUGCCUAUCGUCAAAGCUAUUAGGGAGAUGAAAGAAGCCGAAGAUAUCGCCAUCAGUAUUGACACUUUUCACUCCUCAGUCGCGCGUGAGACCAUCCAUGCAGGAGCUGACAUCAUCAACGACAUCUCGUCCGGGGUGCUGGACGAAGAAAUGCUCCCUACAGUUGCAAAACUCGGGAAGACAAUCAUUUUGAUGCACAUGCGAGGAAAUCCACAUACAAUGACCAAGCUAACCGAUUAUCCCGAUGGUGUGGUCAACGGAGUAGCUAAAGAACUCAGCGAGCGUGUCAGAGCCGCUAAGACUGCAGGCAUUCUGCCAUGGCGCAUCAUCCUGGAUCCAGGACUUGGGUUUGCGAAGAACCAGUCUCAGAACCUAGAGCUCCUACGCCGGUUAAGGGAUCUUCGAGAGAACACAGAACAGUUGCGGGAUCUCGGGAAUUAUCCGUGGCUCAUGGGUCCAAGCAGAAAAGGCUUCGUGGGCAAGAUUACCGGAGUUCAACAAGCCUCAAAACGAAGCUACGGCACAGCAGCGGCCGUGACUGCGAGUAUUGAAGGCGGUGCUGAAAUUGUCCGAAUCCACGAUGUGGAGGAGAUGAUUCAAGUGACGAAGAUGGCGGAUGCAAUCUAUCGAACCCCUUGA